This is a messenger RNA of Protopterus annectens (West African lungfish), 2460 nucleotides long. RefSeq names its product myotubularin 1 (gene MTM1). Gene Ontology annotation, molecular function: phosphatidylinositol-3,5-bisphosphate 3-phosphatase activity. Gene Ontology annotation, cellular component: plasma membrane. The transcript has 15 exons. The record is from RefSeq and is a predicted model, not a curated record. Gene Ontology annotation, biological process: muscle cell cellular homeostasis; dephosphorylation; mitochondrion distribution. The coding region runs from base 89 to 1882 and encodes 597 amino acids. NCBI's taxonomy places the organism in Eukaryota, Metazoa, Chordata, Ceratodontiformes, Protopteridae.
GUGCAAACUUGGAUCAGUAGAGUGUAAGUUAAGGAAAGGGUACAUUAAGUGUAGCGCCGUUUGAUUUAGGGCUUUAAGUAAUCCCAGUAUGGCAUCAGUGUCCACAUAUAAUUCCAAUUCCUUGGAGGACACCUCGAGGAGAUUGUCAUCAAGAGAUGGCAUGAGCUUGGAGGAAAGUAGCACAUUACCUCAUAUACCGGGAGAGAGUCCUGUAAUAGACAAAGAUGUAAUCUAUGUUUGUCCGUUCAAUGGUGCUGUUAAGGGGAAAGUGUACAUUACAAGUUAUCGACUUUACUUCAGAAGUCAGGACCUGGAUUCUCCAGUUAUAUGUGAUGUUCCAUUAGGAGUAAUCAGUCGAAUUGAGAAGAUGGGAGGUGCUUCCAGCAGAGGAGAACAUUCUUAUGGACUAGACAUUACUUGUAAAGAUAUGAGAAAUCUUAAAUUUGCACUGAAACAGGAAGGCCACAGUAGAAGAGACAUAUUUGAUAUCCUGACAAAAUAUGCCUUUCCGCUAUCACAUAAUUUGCCAUUUUUUGCAUUUCUGAAUGAAGAAAAAUUUUCUGAAGAUGGAUGGAAAGUUUAUGAACCAGUACGUGAAUAUGUAAGACAGAAGUAUCCUGCUGAUAAAUGGCGAAUAACAUUUUGUAACCAGACGUAUGCCCUUUGUGAUACGUACCCACAGUGCUUGAUGGUUCCAUAUGAUGCAACUGAUGAAGAUCUUCAUAAAGUAGCUGCUUUUCGAUCUAGAGGUCGAAUACCGGUGCUGUCAUGGAUUCAUCCAGAGAAUCACGCUGUGAUUAUGCGUUGUAGCCAGCCACUGGUUGGAAUGAGUGGCAAGAGGAACAAAGAUGAUGAGAAAUAUCUUGAUCUUAUCAGAGAAACCAAUGGGCAAACCCAGAAAUUGACCAUCUUUGAUGCUAGACCAAAUGUGAAUGCUGUAGCUAACAAGGCAACAGGUGGAGGGUAUGAAGGUGAAGACGCAUAUCAGAAUGCAGAGUUGCUGUUUCUUGACAUUCAUAACAUUCAUGUCAUGAGGGAAUCUUUACGAAAACUGAAAGACAUUGUGUACCCCAAUGUUGAAGAAUCUCACUGGCUUUCUAGUCUAGAGUCAACUCACUGGUUGGAGCACAUCAAGCUUGUUCUUGCAGGAGCAAUUCAAGUAGCAGACAAAGUUUCUUCUGGAAAGAUGUCAGUUGUGGUGCAUUGUAGUGAUGGUUGGGAUCGAACUGCUCAGCUCACUUCACUGGCCAUGUUGAUGUUGGACAGUUACUACAGGACAAUUAUAGGAUUUGAAGUGCUUAUAGAAAAAGAAUGGAUAAGCUUUGGACAUAAGUUUGCUUCUAGAAUAGGGCAUGGUGAUAAAAACCACGCUGAUGCUGAUAGAUCACCAAUUUUCCUGCAGUUUAUUGACUGUGUAUGGCAGAUAACCAAACAGUUUCCUAUAGCAUUCGAAUUCAAUGAACAGUUCUUGUCCACUAUUCUGGAUCACCUUUACAGUUGCCGGUUUGGAACUUUCUUGUACAACUGUGAAUCGGUGAGGCAAAAAGAGGGUGUAAGAGAGAAAACAGUAUCAUUGUGGUCAUUAAUUAACAGUGAAAAAAUCAAGUAUACUAAUCCAUUCUACAGCAGAGAAACAAAUGGGAUACUGUAUCCAGUAGCAAGUAUGCGUCACUUGGAACCCUGGGUUAAUUAUUAUAUCAGAUGGAACCCAAGAGUCAGACAACAGCAUAACCCAGUAGAACAGCGUUAUCUGGAGAUGCUUGCUUUAAGAGAUGACUACCUCAGGAGACUCAAGGAACUACAGGAAUCCAACUCUCCAAAACGAGCAAACUCUGGAAAUUCAACAUCUGCAAUGGUCUCCCAGGUGCAGACUCGCUUUUAAUGAGAGCAUUUUCCAAGAAACUGUAAAUAUAUACAGCACUGGACGAUAAACUUGAUCAAAUGAAUCUGUUCAGAAGCUUUUUGCUUAUAGGCAGGCCAUAGCUUUAUGGAAAGUUGACAUUUUUACUUUUCUUUUUGCCAAAGUGUUAAGACAUUCAAGUCAUCUUUUGUGGUACCAUAUUUACUUUCUGCAUUUGACUGGGCUGGAUUUCAGAUCUCUACAAAAAGAAAAAAAGAGUUGAUAAUUCAUUUUCUUUUUUCCAUUACAACCAAAUGCAGUUUAUAUUCAGGUUUGAAUGUCCAUGACAGCAACAGGAACUGAUCUGAAUGGCAUAUCCUAGGGCACUUUUACAUCAAAAUUUUGAUUUUUCAGUUUUUAAAACUGAAUUAUGAGAUUAGGAAAAGAUGUAUACAGUAUUAUGGCUUUGCAUGUAGUGUUUUAUGUGAAGCUGUGCAGGACUUGGGAACUGGAUUUUCCCUCCAUCACCUUAUACACAAGGACCCACAUGUACAUAUAAUAAAUAAAGUGUGUGUGUGUGUGUGUGUGUGUGUGUGUGUGUGUGUGUGUGUGUGUGUGUG